AUGACGGGCCCGGUGCCAAGUUUCCUCAAAGGAAUGUCUGGAAUCACCUGGGAACACGAGUCCCCCUUUCUCGAGGUGGAUUAUGAGGAACGUCACCCUCUAGGCGCGCCGAGCUUGAAGCACUUGGCCAUGAAGCAGACGCUUCGCGACCAACGGAGCUUGAGUCAAUCGCAUUUUGUCGAUAUUCCUUGGUUAAUUGCCAAAGAGAUAUGGGAUUAUCUCAGUCGGAGUGGAAAGCGAACACUGCAUAUGUGGAAAAUCUUCUGUGCUUGCUACCCCAUCGAGUUCCGGCAAGUUUCACCAUUUUGCCGAAUGACAGUGGACAAGCCUAGCUUUCUCAUGCGAGAUUAUCUCAAUCUGGUGAAGAGUACAGGCUGCGACUGGGCCACUCAACUGGUCCUCUGGACCGAGUACGCAUUUACCCCGGAGCUGGUCAAGAUUGCCGACGUGAUUAACCUCGUGUCCUUGGAAGUAAAUACAGGUAUGACGGUUGCAUACCAGGAUGAGAACAUAAACGAAGCGAUUUCAACUGUUGACGAUCGUAUUCUUCGCACGUGGACGGAGCUUAUUGAAAGCUCGGAGGCCUUUCGCCACUUGCGAAUAUUGAAGUUAAAUGCACAGCGGCAUCUGACGACAGCCUCAUUUCGCUACUUGUCUAGAUUCCCUUCUCUCGAAUACUGCAUUGUGGCCAUGUGCGACGCCCUGACGAGCAAGUCUGCCAUCACGGCCGCCGAGGCACACGGGUGGCAGAUUUGCCAGGAUAAACCCAAGGGGGCCUUGUACGAUUUUUCAGAGAGAAGAGUUGAAUUACAAAUGAAAUGGAGAGACCAGGUCCCAGACGGUUUAAUCCCACCUUCGCUACCGAAGGAUAUCCCAGUUCUCGAGUAUAUCGUCGGACAGAUGCGGGAGAGACUAGCGGUUGGGUCUUUUGUUUACGUUUUUCGCCGCAAUCGUACAAAUACAAGCGAGACGAAUAAGAGAAAACCUGAAGACCGACUGCCACCCAAAGGGGGCCGCAAGAUGAAGAAGCCUGCGAUGAAGGGGCGUGGCAAGGACCUGUCGGGUCUUUUGGGAGAGUUUAUGUGA
Messenger RNA from Talaromyces rugulosus, 1086 nucleotides. RefSeq lists its product as uncharacterized. NCBI's taxonomy places the organism in Eukaryota, Fungi, Ascomycota, Eurotiomycetes, Eurotiales, Trichocomaceae. The transcript is spliced from 2 exons. The coding region runs from base 1 to 1086 and encodes 361 amino acids. The record is from RefSeq and is a predicted model, not a curated record.